Mytilinidion resinicola is the source of this 2290-nucleotide messenger RNA. RefSeq lists its product as uncharacterized. Gene Ontology annotation, molecular function: phosphoprotein phosphatase activity. Bases 108 to 1913 code for a protein of 601 amino acids. NCBI's taxonomy places the organism in Eukaryota, Fungi, Ascomycota, Dothideomycetes, Mytilinidiales, Mytilinidiaceae. The record is from RefSeq and is a predicted model, not a curated record. The transcript is spliced from 2 exons.
CAUCAGCAAAACUUUUGCUACGAGGGACCCCUCUUCGUUUUCCCCAAUGCAGUCUACUACGCAAUAGUUCUUUAAUCGCACACUCCUUAACCCUACCCUGACUCGCAAUGCUUCCUAGGGCUGCUGCUCGCGCCCUCAAGGCCCGGCCAGCACCGCCAUCUCCCUUUCCUGCUGGAGCUGCAUCGACGCAAUGGAUACGACGCUACGGAAAAAAUGACAAACCUCGCCCACCCCCUAGGCAACCUUCACAAAGCGACUCCGGGCGGAGGAAUGUUGGCAGCGACUAUACUUGGAAGCCAUCUCAGCCCAUAGACUUCGCGACUGCCAAGACCGCUGCAGAGAAAGCGGCUGCAGAACGAGCACAAUCGCCUCUACAAAGCCAGAACACAUCACAAGAUGCCGAAUUCUCGAGUCGACAGCCGGAGGACGAUGCGAGUGCGAUUCCAGAGAGGAAUACGGUGCAAUAUGGCCGAGCCAAAGCGACGGAGCGCGCGGGGAGCACACAAGAAGAAUUCAGUACAGCGCAAGAUGAGUUCAGUGGCCCCAAGUCAUCGAAAGCGAGCACCGCACCCACAGCAGAGGGCGCAGACGGGACUGCAGCACCGAGCGGACCAUUGCCAGAUCUCCGCCAAGGCAUUCCCUCGACUUUUGCCGCCGAAUUCGGUGCAACGGAACCAAAGCCAUCACAAAAAGCCAGCGAACAGGAAAGCACAGUCAGUGAGUCAAUAGAGGAGCCAGAACCGGUGGCUGGAGGUGCUGGUGGUGGCCGUGGAAGUGGUGAUCUGCCUAAGUCCGCAUUCGAGACAUCCGUCGACCGGAGGAGAAACAAGGUCGCGAACUACUCCUACCUGAUGGCUCUGGUAUUUGGCCUCACUGGAGCUGUCUACUUAGGGCGACCGUGGGAGAGCGAAGAAGAGGCAGCGCAACACCCUGAUAUCUCUUCAAGCUGGAACAUCACGACUAUGUACGACCGCGCGAAGGCGCGUAUGUCAGGCCAGAUGAGCUACUAUACCGAGCCAACCUUUCCCAAAUUGCUACCAGAAAUGGACCCGCGACCUCCCUAUACUCUCGUCCUGAGCUUGGAAGACAUGCUUGUCCACAGCGAAUGGACCAGCAAAAAUGGGUGGCGGACAGCCAAGCGACCUGGCGUGGACUACUUCAUCCGGUACUUGAGCCAAUACUACGAACUGGUCAUCUUCACCAGCCUCCCAAUGCAAGUCGCGGAGCCUGUCAUCAAGAAACUCGACCCCUUCCACAUUGUGAUGUGGCCCUUGUUCCGGGAAGCCACUCGCUAUGAAAAGGGCGAGUACAUCAAGGACCUUUCUUACCUCAACCGUGACCUCUCCAAAACCUUGAUCAUCGACACCAAAGCCUCCCACACCAAAUACCAACCCUCUAACGCCAUCAUCCUUCCCCCAUGGGACGGCACCCCCGGCGACCGAAAACUCGUCUCCCUCAUCCCCUUCCUCGAGCACAUCGCCACCAUGGGCGUCCAAGACGUCCGCAAAGCCAUCGAGUCCUUCAAAGGCGCCGAUAUCCCGACCGAGUUCGCGAUCCGCGAGACACGCGCCCGCGAAAAGUUCAAGGCUGAGCUCGAUGCUGAGCGGGCCAAGCGACCGAAGCACAGCGCUGCGGGCUGGCUUAUGGGCGCGUUGGGCAUGAAGGGCCAUCCACAAGGCGGCAUGGUGGUUGGCGAGAAGACGGUUUCGGAGGGACUGGCCGAGGGCAAGAUGCUGAGUGACCAGAUCCGCGAGCAGGGGAUCAAGGCGUACGAGGCGAUGGAGAAGCAGAUUCGGGAGAAUGGAGAGGCAUGGUUGAAGGAGAUGGCUGAGGAGGAGAAGAAGAUGCAGGAGGAGCAGAUUAAGAGUAUGAAGAGUGGCAUGACGGGAUGGUUUGGGGGGAAGAAGGAGUAGGCAGGGUGUCUGAGUCAAGCACGUCUUUGGGGGUUAUCGAGAAACCGAGAGAGAACGAAGAAAAGAUGAGAGCGGUGGUUGUACUAUUUUCCUGUAAGAGGUGGAGGCGGGUUGUCGUGCAAUGGCGGGGAUGAUGUUAAAUCCACUCUUGGUUGCGGGUAGCAUGGGCAUCGCCCUGGAGUUGUUGUCGUUCGGGUCUGUAGGUAUAUAUCACAGAUGCUAUAUGCUGCUAAAAUUAUGGUGCUACUGGCGAUAGGUCAACCGACCAUGGAGCACGGAACGUGACAUGGGCAGGACAAUAGAACAGCGCCUGGCCUUAAAGGAAAUAUGUAGUACCAAGGGCAACUGUAAAAGGAACAUGCUCCCAGGCUACGAUC